Molecule: messenger RNA, 1335 nt
Organism: Hypanus sabinus (Atlantic stingray)
Lineage: Eukaryota; Metazoa; Chordata; Chondrichthyes; Myliobatiformes; Dasyatidae
Exons: 7
Coding region: 1-1335 (444 amino acids)
Cellular component (GO): cytoplasm
Source: RefSeq, a predicted model, not a curated record
AUGAAAGAACUGACAGAGGUGUUAACAGUGCAUAGAAGAGUUUCAUCCAGCAGUGUCAUUUAUCCCACUGGUGCGAAAUGGAAACGAGCAGGGAAAAGACUGAAGAGGAUUUUAACAGGCAGAUCAUCGAGGGAAGAUGAUCUGGACACGGGAAGCAAGGUACCAAAGCAGGGUCAGAUUGAGAGCGGUGUCCCAAUGGAAUGCGAUCCGGCCGCAGAGGAGGAGGAGCAAAUUCAGCCCAGAGAGAAGCCAGGGUUUACAAUCUCCGACCUCCUGGCACAGGGGGAGGAAUAUCGACUGUACCAGCUGACAAAGUUCUACAGGGACAGACUCAAACAAGCAAUUGAAGAAAAGGUUGAGAGACUCGGUUUGAUGUUGACAAAGGAGGGACAUUUCAGUAGAGAAGAAAAUGAGAAAGUCACUGAGCUGAUAGAGAAGGGAAACCGGGCAGAGAGUUCCAGACUCUUCCUCAGUCUGGUGAAUGGCAAAGGCUCCCGGGCCCGGAGGGCGAUGUGGGAAUCCUUUCUGAUGUGGAGGACUGAGUUACCGAAGUUGGACAGAAUACUGAGGGAAAUACAGGAACUCGGUCCUGAUCCACAGGAAUACAUGAACAUCGCCCAAGGUUUAUCUGAAUUACCCACUCAGCUGAUAGAUGUCCAACAGAAACACAAGGAGACUCUGCGGACACGAACUGAAACACUGAGAGUGAACACGAUCCUGAUGACGGAGAAGGUGAAGGUUUUCCAGCUGGCUGAUCGAUACGCUGAGCUCACGGUCAUUUCUACUGUUCGAGAUUGGAGACUGGUGGAACAUGAGCUGCUGGCAAGAGGCAGAGACCAUGAGGAUUAUAGAGAGAAACAACUCCGCAGACAGCUGGAAAAAAUCCGUACUGAUCAGUUAUUCCAGAGCAGCUUUUCCCGGAGUAAAUCCAGAUCUGGGAGUUCAGCAGCAGUGGCCGGAGUCCCGGGGAUCGGGAAAACAACGAUGGUACAAAAGAUUGUUUAUGACUGGGCCAUGGGGAAAAUAUACCAACAGUUCCAGUUUGUCUUCAGUUUCAAAUUCCGAGAUUUAAACAGUAUUGACUGUCGAAUAAACCUGAAGGAACUGAUUCUGGAUCAGUAUCCUUACUUUGGGAAUAUCCUGAGAGAAGUCUGGAAGAACCCAGAGGGAUUACUGUUUAUAUUCGAUGGUUCAGAUGAAUUCAAACACAAAAUCGAUUUUGCGGACAGUCGGAGAGAUGCAGAUCUUAAGCACAAGUGCUCAGAUCCCGAGUGGAAGUGUGAAGUGUCGGACAUUGUGAACAUGCAAACUCAGGAUGUAAGCGCAGUUCAGUAA